This is a messenger RNA of Perkinsus marinus ATCC 50983, 3801 nucleotides long. RefSeq names its product regulator of chromosome condensation, putative. Gene Ontology annotation, cellular component: cytoplasm. Bases 1 to 3801 code for a protein of 1266 amino acids. Gene Ontology annotation, molecular function: guanyl-nucleotide exchange factor activity. The transcript has a single exon. NCBI's taxonomy places the organism in Eukaryota, Perkinsozoa, Perkinsida, Perkinsidae. The record is from RefSeq and is a predicted model, not a curated record.
AUGGGUUGUGGUGCGUCCUUUUGUAAAAGCACCGCCUCUGCUGCACCGCCCGGCACCCAUCCGUCUGUGGGGGCUCCUGGUUCGAAGGUGGCCCCUAGGGGUGAGCAGCUGCAGCAGCAGGAGGCUUUGGAGACUAGUACGCCUAUGAGCUCUAAUGGCGAUGGGGUUGUGGUGGUGGACCUGGUGGGGUAUCUCUAUCAACGACGGUUCGGGGCUGCUGAUGGGGAGGCGUGGGGGAUUGUGGGGGAGUUGGCCAAGGGGGAGGUGGAGGGCUUGAGGGACCUGGAGCCCAUAGACUGGAAUGGCAUGUGGUCUCAUGUGAGUGGGAGGGUGGUGAAGUUGAUGGGAGGAGUAGAGACGUUGGAGGUUGGGAAGAUGGAGACAGUCGCGUCUGCCUUGUUGGUGACAGAGCUAGCGAACGAUGCCCACUACUUCCCCUUUGAGCUCCUUUUUCGUGGCUCCAACAAAGCCGAUGAUGCUGUACGGCUGAUGAGGAAGCUGGCCGUGCUCAGUGAGGCGUUUUUGAAUAUAGUAGGGGCUAUCGGGGGCACUGAGGAGUUCAGGAGGGAUGGUGCGGCGGUGGGCGCUGGGGUGUACUGUAGGAGGAUUAGGGCGGACUGUUGGGAGCACAGAGUGGCGAAGGAGGCGUUGAGGGCAGAGGAGAAUAGGCUUGUCUGUUUAGUGGAGGUGGAGCCGGGAUGGCUGGUUUGGGGCAGUGCGUUGGUGGGUGUAGGGGAGGAGGUAGGGCCGUUGAGGAUGAGCCGAGGCAAGGGGGAAGAAGAGGAGCUUCAAAGGGUGUUGGUAUUCAGAAGUGAGGAUACGUGUCAUGAGGCAUGUGUGCUGAAUGAGGGGCAGAAGGUCGACUGGACCUGGGCUGGGGUCUCGGCUGAGGAUCGGGUUACUGUGGGGUCGGUGACGGUGGAGGGCAUCGCCCGACCCAGUGUUGAGGAAGCCUUCGAGAUGGCUCGCUUCCCCUAUGCUCUGAAGGUAGGUUAUCCCAGAGGUAUUCUUCCACAUCAAGUGGGUUUGAAAGCGAGGGAGGCACUGAGGAGGCAGAGGGUGCGUGGGGGGUCGACUAUGGUGGUAUGUAAGGCAGCGUUGAGGGAGAUGGGUCUGCCCUUGGGGGCAAUAGCGGUGAUAGUGGCGGAGGAGCUGAGGAGGUGUCGGGAGGAGCAGGGGGUGUUGGAAGUGAACUUCAUGCAGGAGAGGUUGGUGCCGUGGUGCGUGUUUAUGGUAGGUCGGGCGUGUAAGUACACCGCGAGACGGUAUGGGAAUAUAUUGCCUGGAAAGGCUGGUGGCUCGGCGGGUGGAGUUUCCUAUGGGGAGGCCCUAUUCUGUGUGCUCUUCAACACCGCCUUGGAUGGACGCUUUUCACCGAGUGACGAUCCGGCGGCUAUCGCUGCCUCUCUGUAUGUGAUGUUAGCUGUGAUGUUGUCUAUAGGGGUUCGGGAGGCACCUCCGCCCGUCGUAGUGGUGGGCUUGGCCCUGUUGGACCCACCAGAGCUGCUACGGGCCAUGUCGUGGGAGUUGAGGAUGGCCCUCCCUGAGGCUACUGUGGAGAAGACUCUGUUGAGACGGAGGGGUCGCCGGCCUGGAAUUUGGCAAGCGGUUGAGGGGGCCGUACUGGAGCCAGAGGGGGCUCGCAUGAUCGAACUCGAGGCGAUGCUGAGGCCAUCCAAGGUCUAUACUGUGAGGCAUCGGCCACCCAAGGGGCUGAGGGAGCCCGCUAGGGCUGCUGUGAAGGUCCAUGAGGCCCUCGGGGUGAGAUGGAUCCAGAAGCAGCUAUCAGGAGUGCCUUUGGAAGGGCUAGUGUUGGCCUGUUGCCUGCCGUCAUCUACGAGGUUGCCAAAGAGUCGUAGUGCCUCUUAUAGGGAACGACUGUUGGUCCAAGGGGCGUGGUCGGCAGCGAGGGAGAAGAGGAGUGCGGGGGUGCUUGCGUGUUUUCCUACCCUAUCUAGGUCGGUCUUGGCGCUCCGUCCGACCGACCCUGAGCUGAUAGCAGGCCUAUGGUGUGUUAAAGGGAUCGCCGCGGCGAGUAAUAGUUCCCCGGAGUUGUCGGCAAUGUUGCUCCUACAAGCGCUGGCGAUGUUGGUGGGCCCUGGAGGGUAUGGGGAUCCCAGGUAUCGGCUGGGGAAGGGAGAGAGAAUAGUGGCUUGGCUAGCAUGGCGGUUGGGCCUGUACGCUUAUGCGAAGGGGGCGGUGCUGAAGGUGGAGAAGUAUGGGGAUAUCUUUAGGGCCUGUGGGGAGGAUGCAAAAGAGGGUAUGAGCUUCGCUCCGCCUCGGCUGGAAAGUGGACCCCUAGAGAGAGCUGAGAGUGCUGAAGGGCUCACGGGGCCGGUCCUUGGGGACGAGGAGGUGGAUGAGGUAUUAGCUUCUAGUAUGGAGGGUGUUGACGUUGAAAGGCUCCCUUGGGCCAUGGACCUGUCCAAGCCGUGUGUAAUGGUGGCUUUCCAGCAGGGGUCGGCUGUGGCCCUGGAGGGUCGGGAUAAGGUAGCGACCGCGCCCGUGUUGUCGGACACGCAAGAGGUCACCAGAGGGACCUGCUUCGCUUUUGGUAGUGACGAUCGGAAUCAGCUGGGAGUGCGGUAUGAGGGGGUAGGUUGGAUGCCCAGACCGGUAAGGUUGAUGUCGAUGAAGGGCAGGAGGCUGAUGGUGGUAUCGGCUGGAGAUGGCGUGUCGGCAGCAGUCUGUGAUGAGGGGAGGCUCUACGUGUGGGGGUCUGGCUUCCCUGAGGUUCGCUUGCCACGCCUUCCUCAUGGGGUUGUUAUCGAGGCGGUCUCCUGUGCUGCCUCUGCUGUGGUGGCUCUGUCGGAGGAUGGUCGCCUUUGGCAGGUGGGGGACUUGACGGCCUCUCCGACCUCUAGCAGGGUCGGUCGAGGGGAGGGGGUGGUGGAGGUCUCCCUAGGAGGAGGGUGCAGGGCUACGACUGUGGGUUGCGGCUCGUAUCAUGCUGUUGCUAUUGAUGGUGAGGGCCGCCUUUGGGCCUGGGGGAGAGGGGAGGGGGGUCAGCUGGGUAUUGAGAAGGUUGAAGCUCAUUAUGAUGUCCAGAACGACUCGAUAGUGACCAGACCGAUGAUGCUCACCAGUGGGGUUUCGCGCAGUAGAUUUGCCUCGGUGGCGUGUGGGGAGGCCCAUACAGCAGCAGUGACUAUAGGUGGGCAACUGUACUGCUGGGGCUGGGGGGAGUUCGGUCAGUUGGGCCUGGGAUUCUCGGCUGAGACCUUCCCCCCAGGCGAGGGGGGCAAUAGCUGCCGAUGCCCCACUCCUGAAGUAGUGGAGGUGGGCACUGAGAAGGACGGGGUGGUCGGCAGUGUGGCGUGUGGUGGGGCAUUCACGGCGUGUUUGACGACGUUAGGGGACGUGUGGGCUUGGGGUAGCAACGAGAGCGGGCAGCUGGCAUUGCCCCCUGGGGCUCCGCUGGAGCUGACCUGCCCUCGAAAGGUCACCAAUUUCCCCCCGGGCAAGCGGUUCAAGGCUCUGUCAUGUGGCUUUGCUCACGCCUUGGCGAUAGACUCUCAAGGGCAAGUGUACUCCUGGGGUUCUGAUUGUUAUGGUCAGUUAGGCCGACUUAACCCACCACCAACCGUCCAUGGGUCGUGGCUGGCCGCGGCUCCCCCGAGGAGAUCCCAGCGGUCCUGUCAGUACGUGCCGUCGGUUAUUGGUAGUAUCGGAGCCGUUAGAAUGGGGGCCUGCUCGGCUGGGUAUGGUCACAGCCUGCUGCUGAGCGACCCUGGUUCGGGAGGAGGCGGUUCGUCAUGUCGCCGGCGGAGCGAAGCUAGUAGUGUUAGCCGUUUUGGGUGA